AUGGACCAUCUCCCAGCACCCUCCAACCCCAGCGCCCCGCUCCCAGAAAUCCCAUACCUCUGCGAGGAAGAACCGUACGAUGAUGGAGAUUUCCUCACGUAUCCCGCUCGCAUAGGGGUCCCGCAGUUAAGCUCAGUCGAAACAGCGAUCAUUCUCCGCGCAUGGGAGAGCAAGAACCCCUUGGGCGACAAGGAAGUCGAGGAGUUUCUGCAGACGUGGCUGUUCUUCGGGUUGCUGCACGAGGUUUUGGGGAAACAUGGGCUUUAUGAUGUGAAGGAUCAUGUAGAGGGGGAUGAGGAAGGGAGGAAGUCUGUGCAUACGAGAAAGUUGAUGGUGAGGUUGAGGAGAUGGACGGAGAUUUUGCGGUCUUGGGAUGAGAUGGAGAAGGCGAAGGAAUUGAGGCAUUUACAGGAGUAUUUGAUACUCGCGAGAGAAGGGCACUAUCUCGUUCUCGCGGACCAUCACUCGAAAUGCAACCGCGCUGUUGUUUGGUCGCUGAGCGUCAUCCUUGAGACGCUUGCGAGCGCCAUCGAUCUCGCCUUCGUGGGGCCGACGCGGGAAGUCACUGUUUCGACUGUAAGGACAGAGUUCUCUGAGGACGAGACUCAGCAUAGGUUGCGCAAUGGUUGGUGUAUCCAUGAGGUCCUGGCGGCGCAGAAGGAGUUCAGCUCGAAUAUUGCGAAGUUUUAUCUUCUGCGGAUGCGGAAACCUGAUCUUGGACUUGAUCAUGGGGAUUGUGGGGCAGAUUCGUGUAAGAAGCUGCAGAUCGAUCUUCCGACUUAUCGACCACGCCAUAUCACCGAGGGCUGCAACUGUGACUGGGCAGGACCGACGCCGAGAGAAGUUGCGGAGUGUUUGCAGGGCGAUACGUUCCCUGUGCUGAGGAUCACAGGCGAUGCGCUUGGAGAUGUUCGGAUUGAAGUUGUGCCUUAUGUCGAAGGCAUGGUCUACGUCGCCUUGUCGCAUGUCUGGGCUGAUGGGCUGGGGAAUCCCGCUGCGAAUCGUUUGCCGCGGUGCCAACUCCUGCGACUGAAGAAGCUGGUGGAGGAUGUGCGUGGUGGUAAGAUCGUGCAUGUCGUGGACGACGGUGUGAAGCAAGCACCGGAGGCACCGCUUUUCUACCCAGAUCCGGCUCGGCAGAUUUUUAUCUGGUGCGAUACGAUCUGCUGUCCGGUGCAGGCUACUUCGAACCCCUUACCGCUCGAGGAACUGAUGGCUCUGCAGUCGAAAGCUAUAGCGAGACUGCGACAGGUGUAUCAGCAAGCCUCCCAUGCGCUGGUUCUGGACAGGAGUCUCGAGGAGAUCGACUUCCACAGCAUCGAUCGAGUCGAAGCAGCCGUGCGAGUCUACACCAGCAGAUGGAUCCGGCGACUCUGGACGUUCCAAGAAGGCGGCAUUGCAAAGAGACUGCUCAUCCAUUUCCGCGAUGCGAUCGUGGACCACCGAACGAUCUGGGCCGCGGUCCAUCACGACGCAGCAGAGAAGCCCGAGGCGAACACCAUCUCGUUGAGGCGGCAUCUGACCACUCACUGCUUUAAUCUCCGCUCUUGGUUCGCUCAGAAGAACGCUAGCAUCGACUUUCGCGGCCCGGUGUGGAGUCUUUGUUGGAGGAGAGUGAGUGUUCCGACAGAUGAGGCUUUGUGUUUGGCUGCUGCGUAUAACCUGGACAUGAAUGCGGCCUCAGCACAGCCUAAGGACCAGCGUAUGCAGGAAGUCUGGAGACAGCUAGUGGCCACAUCCAGGGGUAUCUCUGCCUUCAUCAUCUUCAACGCCCUGCCACGACUCUCUGCUCCUCGCUUUCGGUGGGCUCCCUCGAGUAUCCUGCAGACCGUCAAGCGCGGUGACAUUUUGGAGUUCGUGUUCAGGAACGUCGAAGAUGAGAGCGGGAGUUUGACAUCGAGCGGUUUUCGUGUGAACUAUUCCGGCUGGCGAAUCCGUCCUUGUGGUCCUCCUGGAUCAUUUCCGCAUGGGUUGGUCUCGACGAACGAACCUGAUCGGCAUUACCUGAGAGACGCUGAGGGACAUUGGUAUUCUGUGUGGGAACACAAAGAGCUACGUCCGGGGAGGAACGUCCGUCUGAACCACCUCUGGGAUGAAGGCCGCGGGGGAGGAAAUCGUCAAUGGCACAUCAUCCUCGACGUCUGCCACAAGGACCAAGAGACUGUUGGACGGAGAGGCCUCGUCACCACCUCCGAGCCUCGCGAGGGAGAGCAGACCAUCCACCACUCCGAAAUGGUCGUCUAG
Zasmidium cellare ATCC 36951 is the source of this 2244-nucleotide messenger RNA. RefSeq lists its product as uncharacterized. NCBI's taxonomy places the organism in Eukaryota, Fungi, Ascomycota, Dothideomycetes, Mycosphaerellales, Mycosphaerellaceae. The record is from RefSeq and is a predicted model, not a curated record. The coding region runs from base 1 to 2244 and encodes 747 amino acids. The transcript has a single exon.